UUCUUCUUGAGUACUCUAUUGCGCCAAACAAAGAUAUGAGGAUCUUCACAAAGCUCUCCGCGCCACUCUGCCUCCUUUUUGUCUUCCUCUGUCUUAAAACUGCCUUCUCAUCCUCUAUACAUGCUUCUUCCUUCUCAUCAACACAACUCUGCUCUCAUGAGGAUUGAGGAGGCUGCUGCUUUGUUGCAAUUCAAGACUUCCUUUUCAAUCAACAACAGUACCAUCAACAACACUGUUUAUAAUCCUUAUUUAUGUGGUACUAAGACUGAGUCUUGGAAGGAAGGUAUAGACUGCUGCUCCUGGGAUGGGGUUAGCUGUGAUAAUGUCACAGGUCAUGUAAUUGCCCUUGAUCUCAGCUUCGAUUGCCUUUCUGGCACCUUUCCUUCGAACAGCACUCUUUUUCUCCUCAAAAACCUGGAGAGCCUCAAUCUUGCCUACAAUGAUUUUAGGCUUUCCAAGAUUCCACCAAAAAUCAGUCAGUUUAUUAGACUAAAGCAUCUUGAUAUCUCUUCUUCUCGAUUUUCGAGCCAAGUUCCAGCAGAAAUUGCUCACCUCCCCAAGUUAGUUUCUCUCUAUCUCUCUAAUAACCUUUAUGAUGAUUCUCCUAAAUUGAUCCUUGAAACAACUACCUUCAGAAAUCUUGUUCACAACUUGAGUGAGGUGAGAGAACUUGAGCUUAGUGGAGUGAACAUGACAUCUGUUAAUCCUCGUUUCUUCAUGAAUCUCUCUUCUUCAUUGACUACUCUUGAUCUUAUCGAGAGUGGGUUAAGAGGAAACUUUCCAAACAGUAUUUUUCGCUUUCCAAAUCUCAAGAAAUUUAGUUUAGGUGGAAACGAAAACCUCACUAUUGAUCUUCCAAGUUCCAAUUGGAGCAAUCCUCUCCAAGAUUUGGGUUUAUCUGUCAUGGAUUGCGGAAGGCGAUUGCCAGAGUCUAUAGGAGAACUAAAGUCAUUACAGUCUCUAAGUCUUAGCUGCAACUUGGAAGGUUCCCUUCCAGCUUCCAUUGGGAACUUAUCUCAACUAACUGACCUAAGCCUCCCUUUUAACAAUUUUAACGGACAAAUCCCAACAUCACUCGCAAACCUCACACAACUUACCUCUCUUGACCUUUCACGUAAUCAAUUUUCUGGUCCCAUUCCAGCUUCCAUAGGUAACUUAAGGCAACUUACUAUCCUAGACCUCUCUUCUAGCAAUCUUAGUGGACAAAUCCCACCAUCACUUGCAAACCUCACCCAACUUACCUUUCUUGAUCUUUCCAAUAAUCAGUUUUCUGGUUCCAUUCCAGAUUCCAUAGGUAACUUAAGGCAACUUGCUUUGCUAGCCCUCUCUUAUAACAAUUUUAGCGGACAAAUCCCACCAUCACUUGCAAACCUCACACAACUUUCCUCUCUUUACCUUUCCAAUAAUCAGUUUUCCAGUAUGUUGCCACCUUGGAUUUUCACCCUACCUUUGUUAGAGUCCUUGUAUCUCAAUCAUAACCAAUUUCAAGGUCAAAUAAAUCAAUUCCAGCAAAACUCACUCAUAGGUCUAGAUUUGUCAAACAAUAAACUUCAGGGCUCAAUUCCUAACUCAAUUGCUAUUUUAGUAAAUCUUAGUUAUCUUGAUUUAUCAUCAAAUCAUUUUAGUGAUUUAGUAGAAGCUGACAUCUUCUCGGCGCUUCAAAAUCUGGAAACCAUCUUUCUUUCAGACAAUAAUUUGUCCUUGAGAAUGAAUGUCAAUGCCAACUUCACAUUACCCAAACUAACUCAUGUUUCCUUUUCUUCUUGUAACUUGAGUGAAUUCCCCAAUUUCAUAAGACAUUCAAAUGGUCUGCAAAGCCUAGUGCUAUCCAAAAAUAGCAUUCAUGGAAAUAUUCCCCAAUGGCUAUGUGAAAAGGAUGAUCUCCAAAUUCUUGACCUUUCUCAUAACAAUUUAAUCGGGAAGAUUCCAAAUUGUCUUCCUAAGUUUCUCUCAGUGUUGAAUUUGCAGGUCAAUUACUUUGAUGGAAAUAUUCCAUUUGGGUUUCCAGAGGGCUGUGGAUUACAAAAUCUCAACUUACAUGGAAAUCAAAUGGACGGCCCAUUACCAAGGUCUUUGGUGAAUUGUAGCACGUUAGAGGUUCUAGACGUUGGCAACAACAACAUAGAGGACACAUUCCCUCAUUGGUUAGAAUCUCUACCAGACCUUCAAGUGCUUGUCUUAAGGUCCAACAAGUUCCACGGUUCUGUGCAGAGCACCAAAGAAAGUCCAUCUUUUCUCAGGUUACGAGUUCUGGACCUCUCCAACAAUGAUUUCCUUGGUCCUUUGCCUGUUCGGUACAUCAAAAAUUUUAAAGCGAUGAUGGACCUUUAUAGAGAUGAGGGUUCUCCUGAAUACAUGAAUGUCAAUUCUUAUCAAUAUUCACUGGUUGUGACAUGGAAGGGAUUCGACUAUGAGCUGCAGGGAAUCUUGACCGUAUUCAGUAGUAUUCAUCUCUCAAAUAACAUGUUUGAGGGAGAAAUUCCAGAUGUAAUUGGAAAGCUUAGUUCUCUCAAAGGGCUUAAUCUUUCUCAUAACAACCUUACUGGUCAUAUCCCACCGUCACUAGGGAAUUUGACAAAUCUGGAAUGGUUGGAUCUCUCUUCCAACGAGCUGGCGGGGAAAAUUCCCGAUCAAUUGGUAUCUUUGACACAACUCUCUGUAUUGAAUCUUUCAAAUAAUCAUCUUGCCGGGCGCAUACCGCAGGGCAGUCAGUUCUAACACCUUUGAAAAUGGUUCUUAUGAAGGAAACCUUGGACUAUGUGGAAUCCCAUUGUCAAAAUCUUGUGACGGAAUUGGGAUACCGCCGAGCUCCUUCCAAGAAAAAGAUAAGUUGUGGUGUUAGGCUAUGGAUGUGGAGUUGUUUUUGGACUGCUGAUGGGAUAUCUUGUCUUCCGAACAGGAAAACCAAAAUGGUUUGUGUCUUUGUUUGAUGGCCGACCAAGUCCAAGUGGAAGGAAGAUGAGGAAAGCCAGAAGACUUGUUCAAAGAAGAAGCUAGUUGCAGAGUUGAUGUUUUGGAGCUUCUGAUUUAAUGUUUCCUAAAUAAGUGCUUUUCGGGUUUGAAGUUCUUGUUAUGGUUGGCAUUGGCUUGUCUAAAAUUGUCAGCCUUCUCUUGUCUUUAUUAUGGUUUGUAAUUUUGUCUUUCUUUAUUGUAAAAUAUAUUUGAAGGUUUAAG
This is a messenger RNA of Rubroshorea leprosula, 3174 nucleotides long. NCBI's taxonomy places the organism in Eukaryota, Viridiplantae, Streptophyta, Magnoliopsida, Malvales, Dipterocarpaceae. The record is from the annotation of a GenBank genome assembly.